AAUGGCCAGUGCAGCAGCAUGUUACACGAACAGUGAUCAUGAUGAUGUGGAAAGCAGCAUAGAAGAAUGUGAUCAACAUAGUGUUAAAUUACAAAAUGUUGUAGCAAAUAAGAAGGGUGAAACUUUAAAUGACAAUAAAAACAAUCCAUGUUCUCCUCUAGUCGAAAAUGAACUUGAUUCAUGGCAAGAUAUUACAGAUAGUGGACAUUACGGAAAUGUUAUAACUUUCACUCACAAAAAAAAUAAUGUAAAUCAAUCUGAAGUUCUAACUGAACAUGGAUUGUCUAUGCCAAUUCAAAUUCCAAAUGUGAACCAGAAACAAGUUACAAAUUUCAAUAAAUCAGCAGAAAGCAGACAAUUUGGAAAAGAUGUAAAAUCAAUUUCAUAUUUAAAAGAAGAUGAAUUAUGUCUAACACAUUCAAAUGUUAGCACAGAAAAGAUACACCGUGCCUUGAAUAUUGCAAAUACGGUUCAGCGACAAUUAUCAUGCACGUCACAGGAAGGAACAUCAGUAACAAAUAAUGUUACUGUAUUUCAGUCUGAGAACAUCAACCUUUCUUCAGGAACAGCUGCCCCUGUCGAAAGAACAGACAGUCAUACUAGCGAGACUUUGGAUAAUUUAGAUGCAAGAACAAAGGUUGUCAUACAGAAUCACAUUAACACAGGCAUAAGAAUGGAUAAAACAGUUGCUUUUCUAGAAGCCAUAAGAAAACUGGAAAAAGUACAAUUCCUUGUCAUUACUGGAAAUUUUGGGUGUGGAAAAAAAUCUAUGGUUAAAGAAUUAUUGUACUAUUACACUCAUGCAGAGAUAGCAGGUAACCACUUGAAUCCUGUUAUAAUAUCAUCACCCGACCAAUGGAAUUCAUGUAUACAUAUACAUCCAAACGAUAAAUCUAUCAUUUGGUUAGAAGGUAUGUUUGGAUCCAGUGGUACAUUUGAAAAACAUACAUUUUCAACAAACUGGGAAUGCCCUUUGCAAAAUAUGUUAGAAUUCAUAAAACGAUCUUCUUUAAUAUUAAUUGUGACGACUAUGCCAAACAGUAUUUGGUGUGAAUAUGAAAAUUCUCUCCGAGAUUUUCCAUUUUUUAAAGACUUCGAAAGAUUCAGAUUUGAUAUGGAAGAAGAAUUUACUUUUGAUGAAAAUGAGCGAUAUCUUAUGAUAAAUGAGUACUUUAAAUAUGCAUUGAAAGAAGAUUUAACUAAGGUACAGAUAUGCUUAGACUAUAGAGAUGAAGACCUUGAAUCUGAAAACCCUAGAAUAUCGGCAAGAACUCUGAGGCAUGUUUCACGCAUAUAUACACCUGUAGGAUUUAUUGAGUGUUGUUACAAAUUUGUAUGUAAUGACCAUUAUUUUAGAAGGGGUGUUGACUUUUUUCACCAUCCACUAGAGCUUUUUAUCGACAAAGUGAUAUAUUUACAAAAGCAGAUGGAAGACCAAGAAGGAAAAAAGUACCACUUUUAUUUGCUGUUGUUAAUUCUUAGUCAGGAUGGAAAGGUUUUUAUUGAACAUAUUGAAAACAUUUUAAGGAAUGAAGAAAAUUUGAUGUUCAAAGAACUUGCCAACAUUUGUUCACUUAGAGAAUCUCGAAGUUCUGAAAUUUUUAAUCAUUUAGCAAAUUUCACCAUUAAAGGGUAUAAUGGUUUUUAUUUCAAAUACAAUGAAGAAGAAAAUUCGUGUGAAUUUGUACAUGAAGCAUUUGGAGAUGCAGUCUGUUUGACCCUUGGAUUAAAUACUGUCUUACCCGAAGGUUUGUCCCUUGCUUUGAGUAAAUGUAGUAGUAAAUUUCUUAUAGAAUAUGUGACUGUUGGCAAAUCAAAUCGUAAUAGAGCCACUACUACAGUACAUGAAGAUCAUAUUAACAAUCAAACUAGAGAUUUAUGUUUACGUAUUUUUCCCAAACAUUAUCAAAUUUUAUUAGAAAGAUUUAUUAAGGAGAUAAAAGAUGGAAAUAUUGACAAUGUAGCAACACACGAAGCAUUAGAUGAUGAUACCUUUGUAGACUUCAUUGUUCACAAUUUCAUCACUAAUGAAUUUGACAGUUAUGUAGAAUUAUUACAGAAAGAAAAAUCACAGUUUUAUGGAUUCCUUUGGUAUUUGUUUCAUCAGGAAAGACCAAAAUUAAGACUUGCAAGUCAUAUAUUAAUUCAUCCACCUAUAAAAGAUUCAUUAUUAGAAAAAGAAUGGUGGUUGGAUACAAAAGAAAAAUGCAUGUGGGCUGCUUGUCAUCUGGGAAGCAAUGAAUCAUUGUGUCUACUUAAAGAGCAUGUGAACAUUUCUAAUAAGCACAUUCUAGUGGCAAUCAGGGCUCAUGGUGAGGAAUCUGAAUUUGUCCAAGAAUUAAACAGAUAUAAAAAUGACCAACAACUCAAGAGAGAAAAGGAAGAACUUGAUCAGUGCCGUAGAGAAGAAGAACUGCGAAGAAAAAAUAAGUCUAGUUGUAUUGUUCUUUAAUAACUGUCUGUCAUAAACAAAUCAGGUUGACUUUAUAACAUAAGAAAUUCACAGUACUAUAAGAUAAAAUAUAUUUGUCAAGUAAAAU
Messenger RNA from Mytilus trossulus (common blue mussel), 2540 nucleotides. RefSeq lists its product as uncharacterized. Bases 2 to 2452 code for a protein of 816 amino acids. NCBI's taxonomy places the organism in Eukaryota, Metazoa, Mollusca, Bivalvia, Mytilida, Mytilidae. The record is from RefSeq and is a predicted model, not a curated record. The transcript has 4 exons.